AUCUUCUAAGUUAUCGACUCGGACUGCCAGGCACGUCAGAAACGAAGUUCCAAAUUUCGAACGACUUCUGGAUUUCCAUCCAAAGAAAUGGCUGAAUCACAAAGCGGCCCUUCUAAUGGUCGCAAACGCAAGUAUCGAUCAGAUGGCGUAUCACCCACCUGGGUAAAGCGAACAAUCGAAGGCCCAGGAAUCUGGGCAACCUGUGUAAAGGGAAAGGAAAAAGGAACAGUCGGCGAGCUUUACGAUCUAUUUGAAUCACUAGCUGCCGACAUGUGGCCCUUAGAAGGUCAUAAUUCCGAGGACGUGGAUGAGAAUGAAGAGGACGAUCUAGAAACGCAGAUUGCAAAAGAGGUCGCUGCGUUGAAGCGGCCAAAAGUGGAGAAGCGGUUUGUUAACUGCCUGACAAACACCCAAUGCGUAAUUUUCAUGUCAUGUAAACCCCCUGUGGACCCAGUAAAAUUGGUGAUGAAACACGUAGAAAACGUUCAAGAAACGGGCGUCACGAGAACAAAAUACACGCAUCGGCUGACACCAGUUUCCGGUACAUGCGUUGCGAACCUUCCGGAGAUCCACUCCUUAUGUCGUCGAACCGUCACUGCUUACUGUGCCCAAGAGAACACCGAAGGGUCCCCGAAGGCUCGCAAGUACAAAGUCGAGUUACGCGUGCGUAACCACAAUACGCUAACACGAAUGGAGAUCAUCCAAGAAGUAGCUAAAUGCAUGCCGUCAAAUUAUACUGUCGACCUCGACGAUCCUGAUGUGUUCGUUCUGGUAGAAGUCUUCAAGAGCACGUUUGGCGUGAGCAUUGUUGAAGAUUAUUAUCGGUUUCAAAAAUUCAACGUUAUGGAACUGGCGAAUGCGCAUAAUGAACCUGAAAGAUUUGAAAAGGGGGUAGGGCGUGUACAAGAUAAGAAGCAAGAAGGUGAUGAUGGGACUGUGUAGGCGAUGGCUGCAGCGACAUUCCAUUGCACAGGAGAUAACUAUUUAGUGGGGCUGUCUAAUAUCUGACCAUGAUCACAGGACUUGGUGUUUCUGCUGCAAUUUAUUCUAAUUUGUGAGGUCCAACCCAUCCUCCGUCUCCAUA
Messenger RNA from Suillus subalutaceus, 1084 nucleotides. RefSeq lists its product as uncharacterized. The transcript is spliced from 9 exons. The record is from RefSeq and is a predicted model, not a curated record. The coding region runs from base 88 to 942 and encodes 284 amino acids. Gene Ontology annotation, biological process: tRNA modification. NCBI's taxonomy places the organism in Eukaryota, Fungi, Basidiomycota, Agaricomycetes, Boletales, Suillaceae. Gene Ontology annotation, molecular function: RNA binding.